Messenger RNA from Aspergillus pseudotamarii, 2199 nucleotides. Its product is annotated as NAD-dependent succinate-semialdehyde dehydrogenase. The coding region runs from base 691 to 2199 and encodes 502 amino acids. Gene Ontology annotation, molecular function: succinate-semialdehyde dehydrogenase (NAD+) activity. The record is from RefSeq and is a predicted model, not a curated record. The transcript is spliced from 4 exons. NCBI's taxonomy places the organism in Eukaryota, Fungi, Ascomycota, Eurotiomycetes, Eurotiales, Aspergillaceae.
ACAAAAUCUCGUGGCGUCCAAGUCAACUUCUUUGAGUGGCGGCUUGUAUAACAUGGAAUGGCUUUAUCCUUCCAGGAUACAUAUGAGGUAACAGACUCCUCCUAGCUAGUGUAUUCAAUUUCUCGGAAGUACUUCCCCGUUCAAGUUAUGAUCUGUUUGUAUUUCGUUAAGAAGCAGCUGUUUGCAAAAGCAGGGUCACCCGCAAGCAUUAUUUUUCUACCUUCCAAACCCCAUCCCAAGGAAGUGCUUAAGAACUAGGUUGACAUCGCAAUGUACUUGAUCACAAUAGUCCUGAUUAAUUGAAGAAGAUAAAGUGGAGGGUGCAGAGUGGAACUAAACCUCCUUUGAGGUCUUAUCAUCUUUCACGUAAUCGUAUAUUUAUACAUUACGUAGAACGUUCCCAAAUCGACCACGCGAGGAAGAGCGACAUCCGUAGCUGGCGUAUUGAGUAAAAUCAAUUUUCUCUCGGAGGCUAGCAAAGAGCCUGAUUUCAUUGUGUUACAGCCCAAACUACACAUUGCCGGACUAAAGGUAUAUUCCGAAAUAGGCCAUGGCAGUCAGCGGAAGUGAUAUCCCGGGACAGAACAACACUCAGCAUAUAAAAUAGGCUGCAUUAACAUAGACGAGACGGACCUGUAUAAUUGAGAUAGUGAGAAUUCAACGGCAUUUAUCUGCUACGAAGCGUGUACGAUGUUUACGUCUUCUUUUCCACAAAGUUUGGACAUUGUUACCAGCAGCGUCGCAGCUGCGAGAGACUUGGAACUGUUUGUUCAAAACAAGGCUUUCAUCGAUGGCAUCUGGGUCAGGAAAGAGCAAACGUUCAGUGUAUAUGAGCCAUCGACGGCCCAGGUCUUUGGGUCUGUGGCAGACUGCGACUUGAGUGACGUCCAGUUAGCCAUCGAAAGUGCAUAUGCAGCUCAGAAGAGUUACUACUCCUCAACUACGGCUGCGGAACGGGGAGGCCUAUUGCGAAAAUGGCACAACCUGAUCAUGGAGAACGUGGAGAACCUUGCAACCAUCCUGUGUCUAGAGAAUGGGAAAACCAUUCAUGAAUCGAGGGCUGAAAUAGCCUAUGCCGGGAGCUUUGUUGCUUGGUUUGCCGAGGAAGCGACACGUUCCUAUGGCGAUACCAUCCCAUCGUCGACCCCCAACACCAUGGUUAUGACUACAAAAGAGCCGGUGGGUGUCUGCGGGAUCAUUACUCCAUGGAAUUUUCCCGCAGCCAUGAUCUGUCGCAAGGUCGCCCCCGCUCUGGGCGCUGGAUGUGCCGUAGUUAUCAAGCCCCCAAGUGAGACUCCCUUCACUUGUCUCGCUCUCACAAAGUUAGCGUUGGAUGCUGGCUUUCCGGGCCAGGUCAUUCAAGUAUGUCCGACCAAGAACAGGGAAGUAGCUUCAGAGCUGGCGAGACAUCCGCUCGUUCGCAAAAUCAGCUUCACCGGGUCUACCAGUGUCGGCAAAAGUCUCGCCAAAUUGGCAUCUGGAACGCUUAAAAAAGCCAGCCUCGAGCUGGGCGGCAACGCUCCAUUUAUUGUCUUUGACGAUGCCGAUGUCGAUCUGGCGGUUGAAGGUGCCAUGAUGUCGAAAUUCCGCUGCUCGGGUCAGACGUGCGUGUGUGCCAACCGGAUCUAUGUUCAAAGAGGAAUUUUGGAAGAGUUCACUCGGAAGCUAGUACAAAGGGUCUCUGAACUUCGCCUGGGGCCUGGGAUCGAGAGCUCUUCCACACAAGGGCCGUUGAUCAACCGACCUGCUGUGGACAAGGUCAAGAGUCAUAUUGAGGAUGCGGUCUCGAAGGGCGCGCGUGUGGAGAUCGGAGGCUCAGCCUCCGAAGGUGCUGGGUAUUUCAUGCAACCUACCGUCCUAUCCGGUGUUACACGGGAUAUGGCAGUGGCUCGGGAAGAGACAUUUGGGCCCUUGGCUCCGAUCUUCCCCUUCGAAACCGAAGAUGAGAUUCAGAAACUUGCUAAUGACACUGAAUUUGGUCUUGCCGGAUACUUCUAUUCUCGCAACGUGGGACGCGUAAUGCGCGUGGCACGAGAGCUUGAAGUUGGUAUGUGUGGUGUCAAUACGGGCAAGAUCAGUGCAACUGAAUCACCAUUUGGGGGCAUUAAGGAAAGUGGCUAUGGCUUAGAGGGUAGUAAAUAUGGUAUGGCUGAGUAUCAGACUAUUAAAACAAUUACCCUGGGAAAUAUUCACUUGUAA